Molecule: messenger RNA, 972 nt
Organism: Pogoniulus pusillus (Red-fronted tinkerbird)
Lineage: Eukaryota; Metazoa; Chordata; Aves; Piciformes; Lybiidae
Gene: CDC42SE1
Product: CDC42 small effector 1
Exons: 5
Coding region: 245-481 (78 amino acids)
Biological process (GO): regulation of Rho protein signal transduction
Cellular component (GO): plasma membrane
Molecular function (GO): small GTPase binding
Source: RefSeq, a predicted model, not a curated record
AGCCGCGGGGGAGCGCUGAGCCCAGCACCGCCGGGACCACGCCUGCGAGCUCGGCACCGGCACCGGCCCCAGCCCCGGGACCCCGCAGCCCGCCCCGGGCUGGCUGCUCCUCUCCACCCUGUGCCACCCUGCCCAGGUGCCCCCAGCUGUCCCCAUGGAGUGACCCUGCCCGGGGGUCCCUGCAGCGGUGCGGUCGCUGCCGGCACCAGCUGGGCACAGAGGGCAGGUGGCUGUGGGCACCAUCAUGAGUGACUUCUGGCACAAGCUGGGCUGCUGCGUGGUGGAAAAGCCACAGCCUAAGAAGCGGCGGCGGCGAAUCGACCGCUCCAUGAUCGGGGAGCCAAUGAACUUCGUGCACCUGACGCACAUCGGCUCCGGGGACAUGGCGGCGGGCGAGGGCCUGCCCAUGACCGGCGCCGUGCAGGAGAUGAGGUCCAAGGGCGGCCGAGAGCGACAGUGGAGCAGCUCCCGAGUCUUGUAGCGACUCCCAGGUUUUCUCAGCCCAAACUUGAACUCCUGAGCCCCAGCCCCAGCCGGAGGAGCAGUCGACCUCAGCGCUUUCCCCCCGCGGUAAUUUAUGCAGCUGCCGUCGGCUCUCGGUCGCCCUCCCCCCCCCGCGGCAGAUGCCUCCCUCCCGGGGGGGCACCGACUCGGUGACGCAGGGGAUGGCAGCCCCCCCACGUCCCGCCCCGGCGGCGUUUGGAGCCCGAAGGACGCAGCCUCCUCCCCACCCCCGCCGCACCUCAGGAUGUGCCAAAUCCUCACCGGUUUCACUGCACCACCGGCGCCUGCCGCGGCCCCCUCCCGGCGCCGGCGGAUCGCGGCCGGGCCGCUCCCGGUGCGGAGGCUGAGUCGGUGCCCUCCCGGCACGGCGCAGAAGAGCACAGCCAGGAUCGAAGCCUGCGGCUCCGGCGUCAGACCGGCAGCGAGCCUGGGAUUAAAGCUCACCGCUUCGGCGGCUCGGUGCCAACA